AUGAAAUCACGACUUGAUGCUGAAGAGUUCUCGUCGAUGAUCCCAAUCGAACUAAUUACCAUAGAGAUAUUUUCGAGGUUGCCACUAAAGUCUAUUGCUAGAUGUCGUUGUGUAUCGAAGCGGUGGGCUUCGAUACUUGGCCGUCAAGACUUCACGGACUUGUUCUUCACCAAAUCGUUGGCUCGACCAAAGUUAUUGUUCGCCUCACAUAAAGGGAGUGAGAUUCUCUUCUUCUCCUCACCUCAGCUCAGCCUCGGAAGUGAAACCGUUACCGUUACAAGUACAAGUUUUGAGAUGUGGAUUCUAGUAGACCCUGAGAAACAUGAAUGGUCCAAACGUUUUUUCAAUUUACCUCCUAUGUGGAUAGACCCAGCUGCAGAGGAGUUCAUACGUUUUGUUGGAGUGACUGCUACAAAUGAAUUUGUUUUCUUAUCCUCCUUCACAUUCGCCCCUUUCUAUGCUUACUACUACAAUUUCGCCAAGGAAGAUAUAACAGGAUUUGAAAUCCAAGGAAUGGGAGCGUUUGAGAGGGGUUUUCCAAUUCUCAUCGGUCUAAACCAUGUGGAGGACGUGAAGCUUAUGGCGGGUGCUAGCUCUUGA
This is a messenger RNA of Raphanus sativus (radish), 600 nucleotides long. Its product is annotated as F-box protein DOR-like. The record is from RefSeq and is a predicted model, not a curated record. The transcript has 2 exons. The coding region runs from base 1 to 600 and encodes 199 amino acids. Lineage: Eukaryota; Viridiplantae; Streptophyta; Magnoliopsida; Brassicales; Brassicaceae. Gene Ontology annotation, molecular function: protein binding.